Messenger RNA from Jaminaea rosea, 3739 nucleotides. RefSeq lists its product as hypothetical. Gene Ontology annotation, molecular function: SNARE binding. The record is from RefSeq and is a predicted model, not a curated record. Gene Ontology annotation, cellular component: endoplasmic reticulum membrane; Dsl1/NZR complex. Bases 44 to 3415 code for a protein of 1123 amino acids. NCBI's taxonomy places the organism in Eukaryota, Fungi, Basidiomycota, Exobasidiomycetes, Microstromatales. Gene Ontology annotation, biological process: retrograde vesicle-mediated transport, Golgi to endoplasmic reticulum. The transcript has a single exon.
CCUUCAUUUCCCGCAUCAUCACCUAUCGCCUUACGUUGCAGUGAUGGCCAUCGAUUCGCAAACUCUACACCUGCAGCGAGGCUUCCUUGAGCUCAAUCACAUCACACCAGCAGUCGUAGCUCAGCUGCUCAAUCCACUGGCGCAGCACCAGCCGCAAUGGGUCGCCCUCGCUGUCCUUCAAUGCUUCACCAACUUGCAGCGAGCCAGUCACGUCUCGAGCAUCGAGGCAGCAGACUCUUUGCUGCAGGUCGGCAUACAAGCGGCAUCGUCACCUUCCUCACAGCCUUCCUCAUCUUCCUCCUCAUCGCCCUCGCCCAACGUACAUGGCGUCCUCUCCUCCGCCUCCUCGUCCCUCAAAGCGUUCCAGAAGACAGGCAUGGCCGUCCAUCUUCAAGAGGCCGCGUCAUCGGCUCAGUCACUACACGACGAGGAAGAAGACGAGGAUUCAGCAUGGUUUGACACCAAGCGGUCCCAGACUCCCUCUCCCGCUCUACCAGCAUCAGCGCCGUCAAUUCACCUGGCUAGCCUCCUCGUCAGCCUUGCCAGACCGCGCAAGACAGCAUUGCUUCUCGCGCCAUACCCUCCGCGUCUAGUCGUGUGGCUGAGGGCAAUCAAUAUGGAGACUUUCGCUAAAGUAAUCUGGCCAGAGCGUUACAAGAUUAUCGAGGCCAGCUUGAGACAUCUAGCCAUUGCGGAUGGGCGGCUUGAUGAUCUCGUUGCUGCUCGUCUUCUUCCAAGGCUGGACGGCGAUGAUGUUUGGCAUGAGCUGCUCAAGGGUGGUCUGAAUCAAGAAGAAAUUACUCGCAUUCCUGAAUGGUACCUCAACCAGGCGCGUAGCCUUGAUGCCCGAUAUCAAGCUACACAGCUCGCCCUGGAGCUUGUCCAAGUCGGAAUGGCCGUUGCUCCUGCAGGUGGAGACGACGACACCGCUGCUGCGCUGAGAAGGCUUUAUGAUCAGCUCGAGACGUCGCAAUGCUUCGGCAGACAGCAGGAAGGCAGCGUCGACACCAACCUCUCGCGCGAUCCAGCCUCUGUCAUCUGCGAAGGGCUGGCAGCUGGCAUCCUAGUAGGCGGCGAAGGGCUCAAGCGAGCCCUGCGCUUCGCCUGCUCAGCGUCGAGGCAGUCACAAGAUACGCUCAUACGGCAGGUUUGCUGGAAGAUGGCGGAACGUAGAGAGACAGAGGCGAUGCCGAGCUUCUUGGACUCUGUCCAAGCUAGCCAUGAGGAGCGCCUCCGCAUUGGCCUUGCCAUCCUUUUGAGGGCAACUUCGACGCACGAUGUCAAAGGUCUGGAGGCUCUGCUCGUUCAGCCACUACCGUCGUCAUCCGCCUUGGAACAUCUGUCAGACAAGAUGCGCAGGCACUUUCCUCGAGACAAGCAUGCACCAUUGCCUACGUCAGAAGAGCUCUUCCAAGCCUUUGUCUCUGUCGAAGAUCUCACAAUACUCGUGCAACGCAGCCAGCUUUAUCUUCAAGCACUGGCUCAGACCCGCCUGCGCCAGCUGUUCUCCGCAGCAGCGCCCUAUCGACUCAUUACGGCGACCACAGCCGAGGACCAAUCAGACGUCCUGAAAAGCUGCCUGUCAGAUCGGCAUCCAGGUACAACCUCAUCGCCGCAAGAGUGGCUCACCCUCCACUCCGCGCUUCUCUCCCUCUGCGGCAGCCCAGCGCAACUCCUCAAUGCUCUGACCCCCGCCAUCGUCUCGAGCUUAUUGAUCCGAGCGGCUCUCAAAUUUGCACCGCACGAAGCAGCACAAAGCCUGAUUGAGCAGGCCAUCGAGUCGCCUUCCUCCCUCCAGCCCGAUGAAAUCGACUCUCUCUUGAUUCAAGCUGCACGCGACAUCAUAGAUCGAGCUACCGGGGGUCGAGCUGGGGUGGCGGAUCUCAAGCGGGCGAGGCAAAUUCUCUCCCUCACUCCUUCCUCGCAAACCUCUCCAAUCCCAGCAUCCCUCCUCUUCCUCAACUCCGUUCUCCGGCUAAUGCAGCUCUCUCAACCUCUGCCAUCCGCUCUACACGCUUCCGUCACAAUGACCCCUCUGGAGAUCCGACUGGCGAGCGACAAGCUGGAUAUUGUGAGGAGAUGGCUGAGCGCGGGGUUGGAUGCUGGUGUAUGGCGAAGGAGAAAUGAUGUACUAGAGACAGCGAUAGGGCUGUGCGAGGGAAGUGAGACAGGAGCCGUAGGGGAGCCUCUGGGCGACGAGGACAAGAAUAGCAAGUCUGCGAAGGCCAGUUCAACGGUAUCGCGCACAUCGCGAUCCAAGGAGUCCAUCCGCGUCAAGGUGCUUGCCAUGCUCGCCGAGGCGGCCAUGUCUCACAGCGACAUCUCUGCCACGGGCGAGAGUCUGGACGAAAUGCAAGCUGCCCUCAAGGUGGUGCAGAGAAGGGCAAAGCGGGCUUCUACUCCUGCGGCAGGUGGCCAAGGCGACACAAUUCUGCUUAAGGAAGCCGCUGCGGCGGAGGAGACGGCCUGGACCACCUUAUUCGCCAUGAGCAAGCAUCCCAACGCCAUCAGCGGCGAUGGUGAAGCAAGACAACGUCGCAAGCAAUGGCUCGGCGAAGCCAUAUCCCUCUGCCCGCCCGAGCGUCUCUCUGAGCUACUCAAGCGCUGGACGGCCAUGGUGUCCGAGGAUGGAGAAGAGGAGGCUGCGGACGCAGAUAUCAUGGGAGCGGUGAUUGCAGGCUUGCCUGGCCACACUGCAGGCAGCAAGGGUGCUACCAGCAGCGCUUCGGCAGCCCAGGCUGUGCAGGGGCUUGGAGCGGGCGUAUUCAGCUUGGCGGCUGCCGCAGUGAAUACUACGGCGUGGUCCCUGUCGCCGUCGUUGGGCACGGCUGCCCUUCCCUCCGCUUCAAGUGGGGCCUCCAGCUACAGUCCUGCCACCGCAACGGCAGCUCUGGGUUCAGGUGCUGGUGGAGCGUUAGGAAACGCCCUAUCCUCACUUGCGGGGCAUGGACAUCGAUUCCGCAGUGGUCUGUGGGGCGUGGCGAGUGCAGCGGCGGCCCCUGCACAGGCUGUGGACUCCUCACCUUCCUUGGCAGCGGAGAGAGAGCUUCAGCCGCCCUCUGUCAGCGCUGCUACCGGCAACAAUCCUUCUCCUGCGCCGCGUACAGCUGCUUCCCUCUUCGAUGACUUCGGUCCUCCUGAUGCUAGUCGGGCAGGGCGCAGAAUAAGCAGCGAUGAUCCCUCCGCCUCAGCAGCUCGUUCAUCCUCCCCUUCCGUGGCAAACCCAUUCGCCUCCUACCUCGAUCCGGCUGAGAGGGCUGCUAGGGCUGCUAGAGGUUUCUUGGGAGGCGGCAGGGCGACCUCGUCUUCUUCAGCGGAAGCAGGGGCGGCGGGCGGUGGUGGUUGGUCGGCUCUGGGUAGCAGAGGGAUGAAUUGGUUAGUCGGAGAGGAGGCAGGGGAUGGGCACAGUAGAUAAUAAUUCUGAGGUGGGCGGUACAGUCAUGGGUGCGCAGCUUAGUUGACUGCGGAACUGUGGUUAUGUGGCGAAUUGAAGGACGGUCGUCGGUGACGAGUCGUCGGUCGGCCUACCGCCCUUGCUCGCUCGCUCGCACCGUCACGGUGCAAAGGCGUGAAUGCUCGUUAGCGGUACAGAAUAGCAUUGAGACGCCCACUUUACAAUUACCUCUUACCCACUGCCCUUGUUGUUGAUCCGCAGGUGCCGAUCCUUCAGCAACGAUCGAGGAAGCGGUGAACGCUGGUGUUGCUAUCGAUGCAGUGUUGAUUUUCGCCUUGAUUUCGG